CUGCCUACCCUGGUUCAGGAGCUCAGUCUACCGGAGCCAUCCCAGCACUCCACAACUACACAACAAACUACAUCAUGUCUCUCGAACGUCAAGUCCGCUUAAAGUUAGCUUCCAAGCGCAACCCAGAACAGGAGAAAGAGGCCCAGGAAUGGAUUGAGACCAUCCUCGGCGCCAAGUUCCCCCCCGGCGAAGCCUUCGAAGAUGUUCUUAAGGACGGCACAGUCCUUUGCCAGCUGAUCAACAAGAUCAAGCCUGGAUCCGUCAACAAAAUAAACACCUCUGGUGGUCAAUUCAAGAUGAUGGAGAACAUCACCAACUUCCAAGCAGCAAUCAAAAACUACGGUGUCCCCGACAUCGACGUUUUCCAGACCGUAGACCUGUGGGAGAAGAAGGACAUCGCCCAGGUCGUCAGCACCCUGUUCGCCCUCGGCCGCGAGACCUAUAGGCACGCCGAAUGGAAGGGCCCCUUCCUCGGCCCCAAGCCCUCGGACGAGUGCAAGCGUGACUUCUCCGACGAGGUCCUCAAGGCAGGCCAGACCGUGAUCGGUCUCCAAGCCGGCUCCAACAAGGGCGCAACCCAGGCUGGAUCGAACAUGGGCGCCGGCCGCAAGAUCCUCCUCGGAAAGUAAGGACCCCGCCCGCCUUCCACCACGUGAUAUUAAUUAUAAGUAUUAAUUAAGAACACGAUUCAUUUGUGAGACUGCAAGUCGAAGAGUUUGUUGUGUAAGAUUGUGCGUUCUCUUUGUCAAGAAAAUCAUGAUAAGUUGCCCGUCGGGUAACGUCUUACCGCCAUCACCAACGGUUUAGGAUAAGAAUUUUUAUUUAUUUCCAUUUUAUUACAAACAUUUUAUAAUAAAAUAUUUUUCUAA
This is a messenger RNA of Aricia agestis (brown argus), 869 nucleotides long. It is a transcript of the gene Mp20, whose product is annotated as muscle-specific protein 20. The transcript is spliced from 4 exons. Gene Ontology annotation, molecular function: protein binding. Bases 75 to 629 code for a protein of 184 amino acids. Lineage: Eukaryota; Metazoa; Arthropoda; Insecta; Lepidoptera; Lycaenidae. The record is from RefSeq and is a predicted model, not a curated record.